Molecule: messenger RNA, 1416 nt
Organism: Drosophila takahashii
Lineage: Eukaryota; Metazoa; Arthropoda; Insecta; Diptera; Drosophilidae
Source: RefSeq, a predicted model, not a curated record
GUUCACAACAACUAUUUUUCAAAUAUUCAGUUUUGUAGAUAUUUUGAAUUUUUUUAGUGCUUUUCAAAUUUUAGGUUUUCGGUUGUGCUACUUUUCGAACAAAGCAAAAUGGUUUAUGUGUAUGUGCUGUCUAGCUUAAAGCUGUCCAAGCCAAUUGUCUUCGAAAUGCAAUACAAUGGGACGAUUAUGGCAGUAAAACAGUAUCUGGAGCCCAUAGUGGCAAUUCCUAUGUCUCAGAUGGAUAUUCAGAUGGGUAACCAAAGAUUGUUUGAUGACGUCGGUAUUCCCACCAUUUUGCGAAUAAUGGCCAACGAUCCCUCAAUAUCAGCAUUGUCCCUAUUGAACGGAAACGCAUUCGUGGCUUUCCUGAGGUUCGAUAUAAAUGGCGACGGACAAGUUGGUUUGAACAUGGACAAGAUGACCCAUUUCAGUGGAUCUCGGGAUUCAUUUGCUUUGUUGGCAUCCUCCAGUUCGAACGUUCUUUUCCGAGGGCGAAUAGCCGGUGCUUCUGAUGCGCAGAGCACGAAGAUCCUAAGACUAGUGGAGAGCUCGACGGAUCCGCUGAAAAGAACGAUUUCGAUAAAGCAGCUCCAGGAUCAAUUGAAAUCCAAUUUAGCAACGGGCAGCUGCAAGAUGGAGCCGAGCUCUAUCACGACCUCAGAGGAGGAUGUUGAGGAUCAGAGCACAAGCGGAAUCUCCCGAGGCAAUCCAGAGUGCAAGGACAAGCAGAGGGAUUGCUGCCGGCAGCACAAGUGCGGCAAGCCGGAUAACCGACCGCCCUAUGCCAAGACCAUGCCCGAAAACCGGCGCUAUGGAGUGGUCAUCAGCAAUAUGGAUAGGUGCGAGGAUGUGGACCAAAACGCACUGAUUGAGCAGAUAGGUCGACUAAUGGAAGAAGGUGAUUCGAGUGGUCUGAAAUUCAGUGACUGCACCUCAAUGGCAUCAUUCGAUUCGAGUGUCCUUAUAGUCUGCGAGGACGACGAUACCGCGGAUUGGGUGAUCAGCGUCGUCGAGAGCAUGUGUCCCCCCCAUGCGGCACAGACAUUCAUCAACUUCUUCGAUCUUAUACGGUGCUCCUUCGUGUUGCCAUUGGUCAUUCCGGGAGAAGCCUUGUGCUCUGUUUUCGACCUGCUGGAGAUGCAGAAUCCCGAUCUUGUCACCGACAAGUGGAGUGUCGUGGAACGGUAUCCUCUAGAUCCAUGUGACAGUGAGUGCUCCAAGUACGACCAGGUCACCGAUUUGUGCGAUAACCAAGUUCUAGAGUUAUAUAUCGACGAGGAGAGUAAGAACCGCAUAUCGGAAACCUGUUCCAAGCUAAAAUACUGUUGGUGGCAACUUAAAUUUCAUUUUGAUUGUUAGUUUAUCUCGAAAUUCUUUGUCAACUUUCGAUACUCUAAAUUUCUGAACUCUUUCCGA